Leptonychotes weddellii (Weddell seal) is the source of this 10611-nucleotide messenger RNA. NCBI's taxonomy places the organism in Eukaryota, Metazoa, Chordata, Mammalia, Carnivora, Phocidae. The record is from RefSeq and is a predicted model, not a curated record.
AUGCACAGGUACACGGAAGGAGUACAGCGUAUGUUGGAUCAUUAUCACAUGCUCAUAGGAACGUUAAAUGAGGCAGAGUCUCUUCUUCUCGACGAUCAUUCCCAGGAAUUAAUAAGAGUGUUUAGGUCUGGAUAUAAGAGGCUAAACUGGAACUCACUAGGUAUUGCUGACUACAUAACUCGGUGCAAACAGGCCAUUGGGAAAUUUGAGUCCCUUGUCCACCAGAUUCAUAAGAAUGCAGAUGACAUUUCUAACAGGCUUACAUUAAUAGAGUCUAUAAAUCUCUUUAAAUAUCCUGCACCUAAAAGUGAGGAAGAUCUCCCAGGCGUGAAGGAAUUCUUUGAGCACAUCGAACGAGAAAGGGCCAAAGAUGUGGAUCACAUGGUCAGGUGGUAUCUUGCCAUUGGGCCUCUACUGACCAAAGUCGAGGGUCUGGUCAUCCACACCAACACGGGCAAGGCUCCUAAGCUGGCCUCCUAUUACGAAUACUGGGAACAUAAAAUUUAUGAGGUCUUGACAAAGCUCAUCCUGAAGAAUCUGCAGUCUUUUAAUUCUCUAAUCCUUGGGAACGUUCCGUUGUUUCAAACGGACACCAUUCUGACGGCUCCUGAGAUCAUCCUGCAUCCCAAUGCAAACGAGAUCGACAAAAUGUGCGUCCACUGCGUCCGAAAUUGUGUGGAGAUCACCAAGCAUUUUGUUCGAUGGAUGAACGGCAGCUGCAUCGAAUGCCCUCCUCAGAAGGGGGAGGAAGAAGAACUUGUUAUAAUCAGCUUUUACAAUGAUAUUUCCCUGAACCCUCAGAUAAUUGAACAAGCUGUUAUGAUCCCCCAAAGUGUCCACAGGAUUCUGAUUAGUCUUAUGAAGUACCUCCAAAAAUGGAAGAGGUAUCGACCUCUAUGGAAAUUGGACAAAGCCAUUGUGAUGGAGAAGUUCGCCGCCAAGAAACCUCCUUGUGUGGCGUAUGAUGAAAAGUUGCAGUUCUAUUCCAAGAUAGCCUAUGAUGUCCUGCGCCACCCUUUAAUUAAGGAUGAGCACUGCAUCAGGCUGCAGCUAGGGCCCCUGGCGAACACGGUGCAGGAAAAUGCCAAGUCCUGGGUGACCUCACUUGGAAAGCUUCUCAAUGAGUCAGCAAAGGAGGAGCUCUAUAAUCUCCAUGAAGAGAUGGAGAGGCUGGCCAAGAACCUGAAGAAGAGCCCUAGCACCCUUGAAGACCUUAAGUUUGUCCUUGCCACCAUUGCAGAAAUUAGAAGUAAAUCUCUGGUCAUGGAACUGAGAUACAGGGAUGUCCAGGAGCGAUACCGCACCAUGGCAAUGUAUAAUGUCUUUCCUUCUGAUGCAGAGAAAGAACUGGUUGACAACAUUGAAAGCAUGUGGUCAAAUCUGUUUAAUGAUUCAGUGAAUGUGGAGCAUGCUCUUGGGGGCAUCAAGAGAACUUUCACAGAGAUUACUCGAGGUGAAAUAUCAAACUAUAGACAGCAGAUAGAGGAUUUUGCAAAGUGUUUUUAUCGUGAAGGCCCUGGUUCUGUUGGUGAUGAUCUUGAUAAAGGAGUAGAACUUUUAGCCACUUUUGAAAAAGAGCUCAUGAAACAUGAAAAGAACCGUCAGGAGUUGGCUAAUGCUGAGAAACUUUUUGAUCUUCCAAUUACAAUGUAUCCAGAGCUGCUCAAAGUGCAGAAGGAAAUGAAUGGGCUGAGGACCAUUUAUGAGCUCUACGAAGGACUAAAGGUUGCAAAAGAAGAAUGGUCUCAGACCCUCUGGAUCAACCUGAAUGUUCAGUUCCUCCAGGAAGGAAUCGAAGGUUUUCUCAAGUCCCUCAGAAAGCUACCCCGGCAGGUCCGAAACUUAUCAGUGGCCUUCCAUUUAGAAGCAAAAAUGAAGGCGUUCAAAGACUCAAUUCCUUUACUUCUUGACUUGAAGCAUGAAGCACUGAGAGACAGGUUGGCGGUGAAGGAAAUCCUGGAUACGUGGGAAAGUAUGAAGUUUACUGUGAUCAAAUAUUUCAAAGGCACACAGGAGCGAGGCUACAUCUUGGGGUCUGUCGACGAAAUCAUCCAGUGCCUUGAUGACAACACCGUCAACCUGCAAAGCAUCUCGGGAAGCAGAUUUGUGGGGCCUUUUCUGCAGACUGUUCACAAAUGGGAGAAAACGCUUUCUCUGAUAGGGGAAGUCAUUGAGAUUUGGAUGUUGGUUCAGAGAAAGUGGAUGUAUCUUGAAAGCAUUUUUAUCGGUGGCGAUAUCAGGUCACAACUUCCUGAUGAGGCGAAGAAGUUUGACAACAUCGACAAAAUAUUUAAAAGGAUCAUGGGUGAGACCUUAAAGGACCCCGUGAUCAAGAGAUGCUGUGAGGCCCCGAACCGCCUGGCUGACUUGCAGCACAUCAGCGAGGGCCUCGAGAAAUGCCAGAAGAGCUUAAACGACUACUUAGACUCCAAGAGAAACGCUUUCCCGAGGUUCUUCUUCAUUUCUGACGACGAGCUGCUCAGCAUCCUGGGGAACAGCGACCCUCUCUGUGUCCAGGAGCACAUGAUCAAGAUGUUCGACAACAUCGCUCUGCUGAGGUUUCACGAUGGGGAGAAUGGAGAGAAGCUGGUGUCCGCCAUGAUCUCAGCAGAAGGAGAGGUCAUGGAGUUCCGCAAGAUCAUCCGGGCGGAGGGGCGCGUGGAGGACUGGAUGACCGCCGUGUUGAACGAAAUGCGGAGAACCAACCGGCUGAUCACCAAAGAGGCUAUCUUUAGAUAUUGUGAAGACAGAAGCAGGGUCAACUGGAUGCUCCUGUACCAAGGGAUGGUGGUGCUGGCUGCCUGCCAGGUGUGGUGGACCUGGGAGGUGGAGGAUGUCUUCCACAAAGUACAGGAAGGGGAGAAGCAGGCCAUGAAGGACUAUGGCAAGAAAAUGCACCAGCAGAUUGAUGAGUUGGUCACUCGGAUCACCAUGCCCUUGAGCAAAAACGACAGAAAGAAAUUGAACACGGUCCUCAUCAUCGACGUGCAUGCCAGAGAUAUAGUUGAUUCUUUCAUAAGAGGCAGCAUUCUCGAAGCCCGGGAGUUCGAAUGGGAAAGUCAGCUGCGGUUCUACUGGGACCGGGAACCCGACGAGCUGAACAUUCGUCAGUGCACGGGCACCUUCAGCUACGGCUAUGAGUUCAUGGGUCUGAACGGGAGGUUGGUCAUCACGCCGCUCACCGACCGGAUUUACCUGACUCUCACUCAGGCCCUGUCCAUGUAUCUGGGAGGGGCCCCUGCUGGCCCAGCAGGUACUGGCAAGACCGAGACCACCAAGGAUCUGGCCAAAGCCCUGGGCUUGCUCUGUGUCGUGACCAACUGCGGAGAAGGCAUGGAUUACAAGGCCAUUGGGAAGAUUUUCUCUGGCCUCGCCCAGUGUGGGGCUUGGGGCUGCUUUGAUGAGUUUAAUCGAAUCGAUGCCUCUGUGCUGUCAGUCAUCUCCUCUCAGAUUCAGACGAUCCGAAAUGCUCUGAUCCAUCAGCUAACCACGUUCCAGUUUGAAGGGCAGGAGAUCUCCCUGGACUCGAGAAUGGGCAUCUUCAUCACCAUGAACCCGGGCUACGCGGGCCGCACGGAGCUGCCGGAGUCGGUGAAGGCCCUCUUCAGGCCCGUGGUGGUGAUCGCGCCUGACCUGCAGCAGAUCUGCGAGAUCAUGCUCUUCUCGGAGGGCUUCCUCUGGGCCAAGACCCUGGCCAAAAAGAUGACCGUCCUUUAUAAGCUGGCCCGGGAGCAACUCUCCAAGCAACAUCACUAUGAUUUUGGACUGAGAGCCCUGAAGUCCGUGUUGGUAAUGGCUGGAGAGCUGAAGAGAGGCUCUUCUGACCUUAGAGAGGAUGUGGUGCUGAUGAGGGCCCUUCGAGACAUGAAUCUGCCCAAGUUCGUAUUUGAGGACGUCCCUCUUUUCCUUGGUUUGAUUUCUGACCUGUUUCCUGGACUAGACUGCCCGCGCGUUCGCUACCCUGAUUUUAACGAUGCCGUGGAGCGGGUGCUGGAGGAGGGUGGCUACGUUGUCCUACCUGUCCAGGUGGAUAAAGUGGUUCAGAUGUUCGAGACCAUGUUAACCCGCCACACGACCAUGGUGGUGGGGCCCACCGGAGGGGGCAAGUCCGUGGUCAUUAAUGCUCUGUGUCAGGCCCAGACCAAGCUUGGGCUGAUGACAAAGUUGUACAUCCUGAAUCCCAAAGCCAUGAGUGUCAUAGAGCUCUAUGGCAUCCUGGACCCCACUACCCGAGACUGGACAGAUGGGGUACUGUCAAACAUCUUCAGGGAGAUCAACAGGCCAACAGAUAAGAAGGAGCGAAAGUAUAUUUUAUUUGAUGGUGAUGUAGAUGCUCUGUGGGUGGAAAACAUGAAUUCUGUGAUGGAUGACAACAAGCUGUUGACGUUGGCCAAUGGUGAGCGCAUUCGGCUUCAAGCACACUGUGCUCUGCUCUUUGAGGUUGGAGAUUUACAGUAUGCCUCUCCUGCAACUGUGUCUCGAUGUGGAAUGGUUUAUGUGGAUCCUAAAAACUUGAAAUAUCAACCAUUCUGGAAAAAAUGGGUUAAUGAAAUACAAAACAAGGUAGAGCAGGGCAAUUUAGAGAGUCUCUUUGAGAAAUACGUGCCCUAUCUCAUCGAUGUGAUAGUGGAAGGGAUAGUGGAUGGAAGACAAGGCGAGAAGCUGAAGACAGUAGUCCCUCAGACAGACCUAAAUAUGGUAACCCAGUUAACCAAGAUGUUGGAUGCACUACUAGAAGGAGAAAUAGAGGACCCCGACCUUCUGGAGUGCUAUUUCUUAGAGGCUCUGUACUGUUCUCUGGGCGCUUCUCUGCUCGAGGAUGGAAGGAUUAAAUUUGAUGAAUGUAUUAAACGACUUGCUUCUUUGCCUUCUGCCGAUACGGAAGGGGAAUGGGCCAAUCCCGGGGAAUUGCCAAGUCACCUUCCAACCUUGUAUGACUUUCAUUUUGAUUCCACGCGGAAGAAGUGGAUACCGUGGAAUCAAUUAGUUCCUGACUAUGUGCACAGCCCCAAGAGGAAAUUCAUCGACAUCCUGGUUCAUACAGUGGAUACAACACGCAUGACGUGGAUGCUGGAACAGAUGGUCAAGAUCAAGCAGCCUGUUAUUUUGGUCGGUGAAUCUGGCACCUCCAAGACAGCCACUACCCAGAACUUCCUCAAAAAUCUGAAUGAAGAGAUCAGUAUUGUGUUAAUGGUCAACUUCUCCUCCCGCACCACAUCAAUGGAUAUCCAAAGAAAUUUGGAAGCAAAUGUGGAAAAACGAACCAAAGACACGUAUGGCCCACCCAUGGGAAAACGCCUCCUGGUGUUCAUGGACGACAUGAAUAUGCCAAAGGUGGAUGAAUAUGGCACACAACAGCCAGUCGCCUUGCUGAAGCUGCUGUUGGAAAGAGGCUACUUAUAUGACCGUGGGAAGGAGCUGAACUGUAAAAGCAUUCGGGACCUUGGCUUUAUUGCUGCGAUGGGAAAAGCUGGAGGAGGCCGCAAUGAAGUUGAUCCGAGAUUUAUUUCACUGUUCAGUGUCUUCAAUGUACCAUUUCCUUCAGAGGAGUCUUUGCAUUUAAUUUAUUCCUCCAUCCUGAAAGGCCACACCUCGGUGUUUCAUGAAAGCAUCAUGGCUGUGAGUGACAAGCUGACUUUCUGCACAUUGGCGCUUUACAAAACCAUUGUGCAGGACCUGCCUCCCACCCCAUCUAAGUUCCAUUACAUCUUUAAUCUUCGGGAUCUCUCGAGAGUUUUUAAUGGUUUUGUCCUCACGAAUCCAGAGCGGUUCCAGACAGUGACCCAGAUGGUGAGAGUCUGGAGAAACGAGUGUCUGAGGGUCUUCCACGACCGAUUAAUCAAUGAAACAGACAAGCAACUGGUGCAAGACCACAUAAGAGACUUAGUUACGGAACAUUUUAACGAUGAUGUGGAGGUGGUGAUGCGGGAUCCCAUCCUUUUUGGAGACUUCCGGAUGGCCUUGCAGGAAGAGGAAACACGCAUUUAUGAAGACAUCCAGGAUUAUGAGGCAGCCAAGGCUUUGUUUCAGGAAAUUCUUGAGGAGUAUAAUGAAAGCAACACCAAAAUGAACUUAGUUCUCUUUGAUGAUGCUCUGGAGCACCUAACCCAUGUGCAUCGCAUCAUCCGGAUGGACCGUGGCCACGCCCUGCUGGUCGGGGUUGGAGGCUCUGGGAAGCAGUCUCUUGCCAGGCUGGCCGCCUUCACAGCCGGCUGCGAGGUGUUUGAGAUCCUUCUGACCCGAGGCUACUCUGAGGACAACUUCCGGGAAGACCUGAAGAACCUUUACCUCAAACUCGGGAUCGAGAACAAAAGGAUGAUCUUCCUGUUCACGGACGCCCACGUGGCCGAGGAGGGCUUCCUGGAGCUCAUCAACAACAUGCUGACGUCAGGUAUCGUGCCGGCGCUUUUCCCAGAAGAGGAGAAGGAGACGAUCCUCAGUCAGAUCGGACCAGAAGCCCUGAAGCAAGGGACGGGCCUGGCCAAGGAGUCCGUGUGGCAGUACUUCGUGAACAAGAGUGCAAACAACCUGCACAUCGUCCUGGGCAUGUCGCCGGUCGGGGACACCCUGAGGACCCGGUGCAGGAAUUUCCCAGGUCUUGUAAAUAACACUGGUAUCGACUGGUUCAUGCCCUGGCCUUCUCAAGCCUUGCACGCGGUCGCUAAGUCAUUUUUAGGUGGCGGGACGCAUGUGUCCUGCGUGGUCACCCGAUCCAGGUGUGCCUCAGCUUCCGUGGCCAGGCUGGAGCGGAACUUUUACCUCACUAAACGCGAGCUAGAAAGGAUCCAGAAUGAGUUGGCAGCGAUCCAGAGGGAACUGGAAGCCCUGGGGGCCAAAUACGAGGCGGCCAUUCUGGAAAAGCAAAUGCUGCAGGAAGAAGCCGAAAUCAUGGAGAGGCGGCUGAUCGCUGCGGACAAGCUCAUCUCAGGCCUGGGGUCUGAGAAUAUCAGGUGGCUGAACGACCUGGAUGAGCUGAUGCACCGGCGGGUGAAGCUGCUGGGGGACUGCCUGCUUUGCGCAGCUUUCCUGAGCUAUGAGGGCGCAUUCACGUGGGAGUUCCGUGACCAGAUGGUCAACCAAGUUUGGCAGAAUGAUCUCCUGGAGCGGGAGAUUCCCCUGAGCCAGCCUUUCCGGUUAGAAAACCUGCUCACAGAUGAUGUUGAGAUCAGCAGGUGGGGAUCCCAGGGACUGCCCCCCGAUGAGCUCUCGGUUCAGAAUGGCAUCCUUACCACCCGGGCCAGCCGCUUCCCCCUCUGCAUCGACCCCCAGCAGCAGGCCCUCAACUGGAUAAAGAGAAAAGAGGAGAAAAAUAACCUGCGGGUGGCUUCCUUUAAUGACCCUGACUUCCUGAAGCAGCUGGAGAUGUCCAUAAAGUAUGGGACUCCUUUCCUGUUCCAUGACGUGGAUGAGUACAUUGAUCCUGUGAUUGAUAACGUCUUAGAGAAAAAUAUCAAAGUCGUCCAAGGACGGCAGUUCAUCAUACUGGGAGAUAAGGAAGUGGAUUACGAUUCAAAUUUCAGACUGUACCUAAACACCAAGCUGGCCAAUCCCAGAUACACCCCGUCUGUGUUUGGGAAGGCCAUGGUCAUCAACUACACGGUCACACUGAAAGGCCUCGAGGACCAGCUGCUGAGCGUGCUAGUGGCCUCCGAGAGGCGAGAGCUGGAGGAGCAGCGGGAGCACCUAAUCCAGGAGACGAGUGAGAACAAGAACCUGCUGAAGGAUUUGGAAGACUCCCUCCUUCGGGAACUGGCGACCUCCACGGGGAACAUGCUGGACAACGUGGAGCUGGUGCAGACCCUGGAGGAGACCAAAUCCAAGGCCACGGAGGUAUCAGAGAAGCUCAAACUGGCGGAGAAGACAGCCCUGGACAUCGACAGGCUGCGGGAUGGCUACCGGCCGGCCGCCAGGAGGGGAGCCAUCCUGUUCUUCGUGCUGUCCGAGAUGGCCCUGGUCAAUGCCAUGUACCAAUACUCCCUCAUCGCCUUCCUGGAGGUCUUUGGCUUGUCACUUAAGAAGUCCCUGCCUGAUUGCAUUCUCAUGAAGCGAUUACGGAACAUUAUGGACACGCUGACCUUUAACAUCUAUAACUAUGGUUGCACGGGGUUGUUUGAGAGACACAAGUUACUCUUCUCUUUCAAUAUGACGAUCAAGAUAGAACAAGCAGAAGGCAGAGUCCCCCAGGAAGAAUUAGAUUUCUUCUUAAAAGGAAACAUUUCCCUGGAGAAGAGCCAACGAAAAAAGCCCUGUGCAUGGUUGUCUGACCAGGGCUGGGAAGAUAUCAUGCUUUUAUCCGAAAUGUUCUCAGACAACUUUGGGAAUCUUCCUGAUGAUGUGGAGAAACACGUGGCGGUCUGGCAGGAGUGGUAUGACCUGGACUCACUCGAGCAGUUUCCAUUUCCCUUGGGUUACGAUAACAACAUCACCCCUUUCCAGAAGUUGCUUAUUUUGCGCUGUUUCCGUGUGGAUCGGGUGUAUCGGGCAGUGACCGACUACGUGACUGAAACAAUGGGAGAGAAGUACGUGCAGCCCCCCAUGAUCAGCUUCGAGGCCAUCUUUGAGCAGAGCACUCCAAACUCGCCCAUUGUGUUCAUCCUCAGUCCCGGCUCUGACCCUGCCAGCGACCUUAUGAAAUUAGCCGAGCGCAGUGGUUUUGGAGGAAACCGCCUCAAAUUCCUCGCCAUGGGUCAAGGCCAAGAAAAGGUAGCGCUGCAGCUGCUGGAGACAGCAGUGGCCCGCGGGCAGUGGCUGAUGCUGCAGAACUGCCAUCUCCUGGUCCAGUGGCUGAAAGAUCUGGAGAAGUCCCUGGAGAGGAUCAGCAAGCCGCACCCGGACUUCCGCCUGUGGCUCACCACAGACCCCACCAAGGGCUUCCCCAUUGGGAUUCUGCAGAAGUCCUUGAAGGUUGUUACAGAGCCCCCCAAUGGGCUGAAACUCAACAUGAGAGCAACGUACUUCAAGAUCUCUCAAGACACACUGGAGCAGUGUCCGCACCCGGCCUUCAAGUCCCUGGUCUAUGUGCUGGCGUUCUUCCACGCGGUGGUGCAGGAGAGGAGAAAGUUCGGGAAGAUCGGGUGGAACGUGUACUAUGACUUCAAUGAGUCUGACUUCCAGGUCUGCAUGGAGAUUCUGAACACGUACCUAACAAAAGCCUUCCAGCAACAUGACCCUAGGAUCCCGUGGGGCAGCCUCAAGUACCUCAUUGGAGAGGUCAUGUACGGAGGACGGGCCAUCGACAGCUUCGAUCGGCGCAUCCUGACCAUCUACAUGGAUGAGUACCUGGGAGACUUCGUUUUUGACACUUUCCAGCCAUUCCACUUCUUCCGGAAUAAGGAAGUGGACUAUAAAAUCCCCGUUGGUGAUGUAAAGGAAAAAUUCGUUGAAGCCAUCGAGGCCCUCCCACUGGCCAACACACCCGAAGUGUUUGGUCUUCAUUCCAAUGCUGAGAUUGGAUAUUACACUCAGGCGGCUCGGGACAUGUGGGCCCACUUGCUGGAGCUGCAGCCUCAGACAGGGGAAUCCAGCAGUGGCAUCAGCCGAGAUGAUUACAUUGGCCACAUUGCCAAGGACAUAGAAAACAAGAUGCCUAAAAUCUUUGACUUGGACCAGAUCAGGAAGCACCUUGGGGUGGGAAUCUCCCCCACGUCGGUGGUGCUUCUGCAGGAGCUGGAACGCUUCAACAAGCUCGUCAUACGGAUGUCCAAGUCUCUGGCUGAACUUCAGAGGGCCUUGGCGGGAGAAGUUGGCAUGAGCAACGAGUUAGAUGACGUAGCCAGGUCUCUUUUCCUCGGGCAAAUCCCUAGUAUCUGGAGAAAGCUUGCCCCGGACACGUUAAAGUCCCUUGGGAACUGGAUGCUCUACUUCCUGCGACGGUUCAGCCAGUACACGUUGUGGGUCACCGAGAGCGAGCCCAGCGUGAUGUGGCUCUCGGGGCUGCACAUCCCAGAGUCCUACCUCACGGCCCUGGUGCAGGCCACCUGCCGGAAGAACAACUGGCCGCUUGACCGCUCCACCUUGUUCACGCAAGUGACCAAGUUCCAAGAUGCAGAUGAAGUGAACGAGCGGGCAGGACAAGGAUGUUUUGUCUCAGGACUGUAUCUAGAAGGCGCUGACUGGGAUGUAGAAAGAGGAUGUCUUAUCAAGAGCAAACCUAAGGUGCUGGUGGUCGACCUGCCGAUUCUGAAGAUCAUCCCCAUCGAAGCCCAUCGCCUCAAACUGCAGAACACCUUCCGGACGCCGGUCUACACCACCUCCAUGAGAAGGAACGCCAUGGGAGUUGGCCUGGUGUUUGAAGCCGAUCUCUUCACCUCAAAACACAUUUCUCACUGGGUGCUGCAGGGGGUGUGCCUCACGCUGAACUCCGACUGACCGUCCGGGCCAAGAAACCCACACGCCCAGCUCCGUCCGGGGCUGGCGGCGGGAAUGUGGGCAGUCGGCAACAGUGGUCACGUCUGCGGUCAGCUCUCGGGGCCUGGAGCGGCUGGGGGUGGAUGGACAUGGCUUCUCCUUUCAUUUGAAAUCAGUCAAUUUAAUCUCUUUCCGUAGAAAUUAAGCAGAUGGUUUUGGUUUUUAAACUGUUUCUAAGGAUUCUGCAUAUUUGAAAAGUAAAUA